GUCUGCCAAAACCUGAAAGGAAGGUGUGGGGAGCUGGGGGUCGGCCUCUGCUCACAGUUUCUUGCAGAGCUGAUCUGUCCAAAAUUGGAAGGUCUUGGGGCUGUUUGGGAUGCUUGUGAAGGUCCUCCUGUGGCUUCCUGAUCAGCAGAUGUUGUAGGGCCAGGAGUUUAUUUGGCCAUUGCUAUAGCCUGAAGCCAAGAGACAAAGCCUCUGCUGUGGUGGAAGUAGAAAGAGCUGAGUACCAGCUGCCUGAGAGCAUGUCAGAUGCUUGCAGAAGAGAUCUGUGCUGGAUUCACACCUCUCAACUCGAGACACAUUUCUUGCAAUGUCAACAUUUGAAGCUAACUGCCCGGGUUCAGAGAAGAGGCAUAGUUCUUCUAGGGGACAAGCAGUCUGGUCUGUUUUAGAUGAUGAAAGUUGUGUGUCUCUCCACUGACUUGAAAAGGAGCUUAUGGCCACUCCCUUGGAAGCUGCCAAAAUGCCGGGGACUGUUUUUAGCAGGAAGAAUCUUAUAUCGUUCAUAUACACAGCUUUGUCCAACACCGAUUCCCCUCCUAGCUGUGCGCUGGAACCUACAAUGAAACAGAAUUUUGCUUUUGACAACAUGGGCUACGAGGAGGGCUUUGAAACCCUGCCUUCACCAUCUUCCCAAGAGCACACUGUUGCAGUCACUGUUGUGGGGAUGACUUGCCAGUCUUGUGUGCAGUCAGUAGAAGGACGAAUUUCCAAGGUGAAGGGCAUCGUGAGUAUUAAAGUCUCCCUUGAACAGAAUAAUGCCCUAGUAAAGUACCUGCAGUCAGAAAUAAGCCCUGCACAGAUUUGCCAGGAAAUUCAGGACAUGGGCUUUGACGCUAACAUCGCAGAAGAGAGGUUGACACCAGCGUCUGUAAGUUUACCGUGCUCGAGAGAAGCGGUAAUAAAGCUUCGGAUAGAAGGCAUGACGUGCCAGUCCUGCGUCACCAGCAUUGAAGGAAAGAUGAAGAAGCUGCAUGGUGUGGCAAAAAUCAAGGUGUCGCUCGCUAACCAGGAGGCAAUCAUCGCUUACCAGCCUUACAUCAUUCAGCCCGAGGAACUCAAGAGCCAUAUCAGUAGCCUGGGGUACGACUGCACCGUUAAGAGUAAAUCGACGCCUUUGAAGCUCGGUGUGCUUGAUCUUGGGCGCCUGCAGAGCGCAGACCCCAAGGAGACACCGGCAAGUCUUGAGAGCAGCGGGUUGGGUCCACAGGCUGCCAAGAUGUGUAGCACAGCUACCGUGGCUGUACAGAUAGAAGGCAUGCACUGCAAGUCCUGUGUCAGAAACAUUGAAGGAAACAUAUCCUCUCUUCCAGGCGUGCAAAGUAUUAACGUGUCUUUGGAGCAUAAAUGUGCCGUUGUACAGUACAGCCCAAAUUUAAUUACCGUGUCAGCUUUGCAGCAAGCUAUUGAGUCCCUUCCACCUGGGAACUUUAAAGUGUGCCUCCUUAAUGAUUCAGAAGCAAAUAACCAGGCAUCUCCAUCGCCUGCUUUGCUAUGCGGUCUUGCCGGAGAGCCACUGGACGACACGACGUGCACGGCUGUUACUAGGAUUGAUGGUAUGACCUGCAAUUCCUGUGUACAGUCCAUAGAAGGGACAAUAUCGCAGAGACAAGGUGUGCAGCACAUAGCAGUUUCUUUAGCUGGCAAGACUGGGACCAUACGUUAUGAUCCAGCUGUCACAAAUGGAGAGGAGUUGAGAGCUGCCAUAGAAGAUAUGGGGUUUGAUGUGUCCGUGCUGACAGAUACUGGCACAGGAGAACACAAGCAUCGGCCUGAUGCCAGCGAUGCCGCGGUGCAGCCUCGAGCUCCGGAGUCUCCUCGCCAGGAUCGUGCCUCAGAUGCUCUUCUGGAGAGUCCUCACCUCGAUGGGCCAAACCAGCCCAGUGAAGCCAAGAAGUGUUUUUUGCAAGUCACUGGCAUGACCUGUGCAUCGUGCGUGUCUACCAUCGAAAGAAAAUUGCAGAAAGAAGAAGGAAUUGUUUCAGUGUUGGUAGCCCUGAUGGCAGGUAAAGCAGAGAUAAAAUACAAGCCAGAGUUCAUACAGCCUCUUGAAAUAGCACAGCUGAUCCAGAAUUUGGGUUUUGAGGCAACUGUCAUAGAAGAUCAUGCAGAAACAGAAGGAAAUGUGGAGCUUCUUAUUACAGGGAUGACUUGUGCUUCUUGUGUUCACAACAUUGAAUCCAAACUUAUGAGAACAAAUGGCAUAUUCUACGCCUCAGUUGCACUUGCUACUUGCAAAGCUCACAUCCAGUUUGAUCCUGAAAUUACAGGACCUCGAGACAUUAUAAAAAUAAUUGAGGAAAUUGGCUUUCAUGCUUCUGUGUCUAGAAGAGUUCCAAAUGCACAUAACUUGGAUCAUAAAAAAGAAAUACAGCAGUGGAGGAAGUCUUUCUUGUGCAGCCUAGUGUUUGGUAUCCCUGUCUUAAUCCUAAUGAUUUAUAUGCUAAUACCUGACGGCGGACACCAUGGGUCUAUGGUGCUGGAACAGAAUCUCAUUCCUGGAUUAUCUAUAUUAAAUCUGCUCUUCUUUGUCCUGUGCACUUUUGUUCAGUUUCUUGGUGGAUGGUAUUUUUACUUACAAGCUUACAAAUCACUGAAGCACAAGACGGCCAAUAUGGAUGUGCUCAUCGUACUGGCCACAACGAUUGCUUAUGUGUAUUCCUGUGUGAUCCUCGUGGUGGCCAUCAUUGAAAAGGCAGAGAAAAGUCCUGUCACUUUCUUUGACACUCCUCCAAUGCUGUUUGUAUUCAUUGCCCUUGGGAGAUGGCUUGAACACAUAGCAAAGAGUAAGACCUCAGAAGCUCUUGCUAAACUUAUAUCUCUUCAAGCCACGGAAGCCACUGUGGUGACUCUUGGACCUGACCACUCUAUCAUCAGGGAGGAGCAAGUAGCUGUUGAACUGGUUCAAAGGGGUGAUAUUGUAAAAGUUGUUCCUGGUGGAAAGUUCCCUGUGGAUGGAAAGGUCAUUGAAGGCAGUUCUAUGGCAGAUGAGUCUCUCAUUACUGGGGAAGCCAUGCCAGUCACUAAAAAGCCUGGGAGCACAGUGAUCGCUGGUUCAAUAAAUGCGCAUGGCUCAGUUCUUGUUAACGCAACCCAUGUUGGUAACGAUACCACUCUAGCACAGAUUGUGAAAUUGGUGGAAGAAGCUCAAAUGUCAAAGGCACCUAUCCAGCAACUGGCAGAUAGGUUUAGUGGAUAUUUUGUUCCAUUUAUCAUCAUUAUUUCUACAGUGACUUUGAUAGUAUGGAUCACAAUUGGUUUUAUAAAAUUUGAUAUCAUUCAGAAAUAUUUUCCUGAUCAGAACAAACACGCUACAAAAGCUGAACUGAUACUGCGGUUUGCGUUUCAAACCUCAAUCACUGUGCUGAGUAUUGCAUGCCCCUGUUCUUUAGGCUUGGCUACCCCAACAGCUGUGAUGGUGGGCACAGGAGUUGCUGCGCAGAACGGUAUUCUCAUCAAAGGUGGAAAACCCCUGGAAAUGGCACACAAGAUCAAGACUGUGAUGUUUGAUAAAACUGGGACCAUCACUUGUGGAGUUCCUAAAGUGAUGAGGGUACUUCUGCUGGGAGACACAGCUGUGCUCUCUCUGAAGAAGGUCCUGGCGGUGGUUGGCACUGCAGAAGCCAGCAGCGAGCAUCCUUUAGGAGUGGCAGUCACUAAAUACUGCAAAGAGGAGCUUGGCACUCAGAGCCUGGGAUACUGCACCAACUUCCAGGCAGUCCCAGGCUGUGGCAUCAGCUGUAAAGUUGGCGGUGUUGAGGCCGUCCUGGGCAUGGCCGAGGAGGGUCUGGGUGAGCGGGUCGCUAACAGGAGUAUGGACAGCAGUGUUCCUCUGGAAGAUAACACACUGAUCGUGCUCUCUGAAUCAGAAGGUCCAUCAGCUUCCCAUGUGUACUCGGUACUGAUUGGAAAUCGUGAGUGGAUGCGACGCAAUGGCUUGCAUAUUGCAAAUGAUGUAAAUGAUGCAAUGACAGACCACGAAACGAAAGGACAGACUGCCAUAUUAGUGGCUAUAGAUGGUACCCUGUGUGGAAUGAUUGCGAUAGCAGACACUGUCAAGCAGGAGGCAGCCCUUGCUGUGCACACACUGAAAAACAUGGGAAUAGACGUGGUGCUGAUAACAGGAGACAACAGAAAAACUGCAAAAGCCAUUGCUACUCAGGUUGGGAUCAAAAAAGUAUUCGCUGAAGUUCUUCCUUCUCACAAGGUUGCAAAGGUCCAGGAGCUCCAAAAUGAGAGGAGGAAGGUUGCAAUGGUUGGUGAUGGAGUCAAUGAUUCCCCUGCACUAGCCAGGGCCGACAUUGGAAUUGCGAUUGGAACAGGCACUGAUGUUGCCAUUGAAGCAGCAGAUGUUGUUCUUAUCCGAAACAACUUGCUAGAUGUUGUUGCCAGUAUUCACUUAUCAAAGAGAACAGUACGAAGGAUACGGAUAAAUCUGAUUCUUGCCUUAAUUUAUAAUCUGCUUGGAAUACCAAUAGCAGCAGGUGUGUUCAUGCCCGUUGGCCUCGUGCUUCAGCCUUGGAUGGGAUCAGCUGCAAUGGCAGCUUCCUCUGUGUCCGUCGUGCUGUCCUCCCUGCAGCUGAAAUGUUAUAAGAAGCCAGACACAGAAAGUUAUGAGGCACAAGCUCAAGGCCGCAUGAAGCCACUUACUCCUUCCCAAAUCAGUGUUCACAUUGGAAUGGAUGAUAGGAGGAGGGAUUCAUCCAGACCAGCUCCAUGGGAUCAGAUUAGUCAAGUGUCACUCUCUUCCUUGACUUCAGACAAGCUGCCCAGACAUAAUGGCUUUUUUGAGGAGGAAGGGGACAAGUGGUCGCUGCUCAUGAACGGAAGAGAUGAAGAACAGUACAUCUGAAGCACUGUGUUCUUAGUGCAGCAGGAAACAUUCCAGUGACGAGAGGAACUGAGUUAUGGCAUCAAGAUCUUCAAGGUUAUAAGUGAAGCUAUUCCUUCAGCUCACAAAAUGAUUGCAACUCAGUCUGGUGUUGGGUUGUAUGGACUGUGGAUUCCUUCAGGUCACCAGUUACGUCCAGUCGCUGAAAGAAUCUGGGGCUCUGUAGUGAACUGGCUCCUUUGCACACAGCAAACAGUGAAAUAAUGUAAAAUUGUAAUUUCAGAGUUGAAUGGAGUUUCUCUCUUCUGGACUGUUCGCUGGGCACCAAAUUUCAUACUUUUCACUCUUUCUAACUUUAUUCUUUAAAGAGUAUAUGAAGCAAAAAUAUUUUCAGAGCUUCCAAAUACUAGUUUCAGUGUCGAAGUGAAAAUAUCCGUGGCAUAAGGAGCUCUGUGGUUGGAAGCUGUAUUUUUAAGCAGAAUCCUAACUAGUCACAUCACUGUGAGAGCACUUUAUACUUAGGAUUCGUGUGCAUCUUAUUGGACCAAAAAUGCUUCAGUGUUUCACUGACUAAAACUCUCUGAAAUGUCCAUGUUAGACUUUCACUUGCUUUCAAAUAUCCACAUCCUUUUGGUGCACAUUUCCACUGCUAAACUUGUUCAGUGAUUCCCACUGCUCUCCUAGGUUUUCUCUUUUGCUCCACAUCAGCUCUUUUUUCCCCUUUCUUCACACAAGAUAUCUUCUCUGACUUCUUACUAUGUUUACAGAUAUUCCUGUUUGGGACAAACUCUUUAUAGUCACUAGGAAUAUUCCAUUCUUAAUGCAAUUCCUGGUCCAAGUUAGCGCAGUAUUUUCCUGUGGAUACCUUGCAGGAUCCUUUGAAGUCCCAGACAAUUGGACAGUUGGCUGGCUCUUCCCUCUGAGUGAAGAAUUUAUAUCAGCGUGAGUGAAGGAGGUAUUUACCAUGGAGUGACUGAAAGCAGGACUAGGUCUAAUGUUGGUUCAUUGCAUGUUAACUCCAGUUUGCGUGUUGAUUAAAGUGGAGUCUAAAGGUUAAAUGGGACGUGGUGGAAAAGCGGCCCUAAAAUGUUGGACUUCUACUUGCCAUUGUAUAAUUUACUGUUUCUGAUGACAGAAGGGCUUGAACUAAAACGGUCUGUAAUAGCUUGAAUUUUAAUGUAAAUGGGUUUUCAUGUUUUGAAUUGGUUUUAAUUUUCAUCUUUUCUCUAGUUUAGUAAGAAAUGAAGGUGCUGAACAAACGUUUUUCACUUUAACGUCUUUACCAAAGCUGGCAGUAACUUUGUCACUCUGAAUGUCAAAUUCAUCCCUUAACACCUUUUGGAGUCAGUCAGGGCAAUCGACUGCUUCAGUGCACUGAAUCUGGUCCCAUGGUGCUGUACUGCUGGACUGUGGGACUCUGAAGUAAGCAGACCAGAGUUUUAUGGUCUGAUCUAAAAGGUGAAAGGACAGAUAUUACCAUGCCGAGCAAUGUGAAAUAAGCAUUUAAUUUCACUGACCUAUAUAUAGGACUGUUUCCAACGGGGGUUCAUAUCCCGCUCCUCCUAAUUUCUUUUUGUUUUUACAAGUCAGGAAAGAGACUGUUCCUAAAGCAUCAGGCAGGUCUUCCUAUUCUCUCUUCCUCUUAAUAUUAUUUUUGAGCUGUCCUUAGAAAACAUCAACAGCAUUGUCUUAAAUACAAAUACAAAUCAGUUUUAAAACUGUAAAAUCUCUUUAUAUGUGCAGAGAUUACUUUCACAGCGUGCACUUUUCAAACAUGCCACAGGUGCCUACAGACGGCCCUGUGGGGAAGGUGGUCUACUGUUUCACUAUGUUGUGUUUCCUUACCAGUGCUUACAGUAAAAAUUUGGUGU
Cygnus atratus (black swan) is the source of this 6717-nucleotide messenger RNA. RefSeq names its product ATPase copper transporting beta (gene ATP7B). The coding region runs from base 452 to 4867 and encodes 1471 amino acids. NCBI's taxonomy places the organism in Eukaryota, Metazoa, Chordata, Aves, Anseriformes, Anatidae. Gene Ontology annotation, molecular function: ATP hydrolysis activity; P-type divalent copper transporter activity; copper ion binding. Gene Ontology annotation, cellular component: membrane; perinuclear region of cytoplasm; trans-Golgi network. Gene Ontology annotation, biological process: monoatomic cation transport; copper ion homeostasis. The record is from RefSeq and is a predicted model, not a curated record. The transcript has 25 exons.